This is a messenger RNA of Hippocampus comes (tiger tail seahorse), 2474 nucleotides long. Its product is annotated as kelch-like protein 26. The transcript has 3 exons. Gene Ontology annotation, molecular function: protein binding. Lineage: Eukaryota; Metazoa; Chordata; Actinopteri; Syngnathiformes; Syngnathidae. The record is from RefSeq and is a predicted model, not a curated record. The coding region runs from base 164 to 1924 and encodes 586 amino acids.
UUGUAAUGACAGAGUUGUAUUUUCAUCCACUGUACGCAAAAUGUCCUUGUCUGGCAGACCUAAAAUGGUGCCCAAAUUCAUCGGAGAAUCGGAAAGUUAAAUCUGAGAAAAGUUGAGGAUCCCUUGUUUCACUCAAAGUGACAACGCCUUUUUCUGUUUCAGUAUGGCUAGCGAGGAUAGCACCCCCUGCUGCACGUUUUCAGCCCCGAGCCACAGUGCCACUCUCCUCCAGGGCUUGUCAAUGUUGAGGGCUCAAGGCCAACUUCUUGACAUGGUGCUGACCAUCAAUGAGGAGCGCUUCCAGGUCCACAAAGCUGUGCUGGCCGCUUGUAGUGAUUACUUCAGAGCUAUGUUCACUUGCGGCAUGAAGGAGUCGAAUCAAAAUACCAUUGAGCUGGAAGGUUUGUCUGCCCGGGGCCUGAAGCAUAUUAUCGACUUUGCUUAUAGUUCGGAAGUCACUUUAGAUCUGGACUGCAUUCAGGAUGUCCUUGGAGCAGCUGCUUUCCUCCAGAUGGUCCCUGUUGUUGAAUUCUGUGAAGAGUUCCUCCACUCAGCCAUCAGUGUUAAGACAUGCCUGCACAUUGACCAGAUGGCAACCACCUUCAGUUUGUCUUCCCUCAAGGCGUCGGUGGAUGCCUUCACUUUUUGCCACUUCCUUCAAAUAGCCGAGGAGGAGGACUUCCUGCACAUUCCCGUGGAGCGCCUCGUCUUCCUUCUGCAGAGCAACAAGCUGAAAAAUUGCCGCGAGAUUGAUCUCUUCCAUGCAGCUAUUCGAUGGCUCCGACACGAUGAGUCCCGUCGCACUCAAGCGAGCAAUGUCCUCUGCCAUGUGCGCUUCCCACUCAUGCGUUCGUCUGAGCUGGUGGACAGUGUUCAGAGGGUAGACAUCAUGGUGGAGGACGUGCAGUGCCGCCAGUACCUCCUGGAGGCCUUCAAUUACCAAAUUCUUCCAUUCCGACAGCAUGAGAUGCAGUCACCACGCACGCUCAUUCGUUCUGAUGUCAUAUCAUUAAUCACCUUUGGCGGGACCCCGUACAGUACCAUCAGUGGCAAAGCAAGCACCAAGGUGUAUUAUCUCCCUGACGCUGCUUCCCGUCAGUUUCAGCAGUUGACUGAGAUGGACACAGGGCGCAGCCAUGCCUGCGUCGCCGUCCUUGACAACUUUGUGUAUGUUGUGGGUGGGCAGCAUUUGAAGUAUUCCAAUGGAGAGAGUGCUGUUGACAGCUGUAUGCGCUUUGAUCCGAACUUGAACCAGUGGCUCCGCAUCCAACCAAUGCAGGAGGCCCGCAUCCAGUUUCUUCUCAAUGUCUUGAACGGAAAACUGUAUGCAACUGGAGGGCGCAAUCGAUCUGGCAGUCUGUCAUCUGUGGAGUGCUACUGCCCAAAGAAAAAUAAGUGGACCAAUGUGGAGCCAUUAAAACGCAGGAUUUGGAGUCAUGCAGGGACCCCAUGUGGAGAAAAGCUAUACAUUUCCGGUGGUUAUGGCGUCUCUUUGGAUAACAUGAAAAUCCUUCACUGUUAUGACCCAGUGGCCGACCAGUGGAACUUCAGAGCGCCCAUGAACGAACCUAGAGUGCUGCAUGCCAUGAUAUGCAGUCGAGAUCGGGUCUAUGCUUUGGGUGGACGUGUGGACCAUGUGGACCACUGUUUUGAUGUGCUGACUGUCGAGCAUUACGAUCCACAGAGUGACCAGUGGACAACCAUCAGCCCCAUGAGAGCAGGCCAGUCCGAGGCUGGCUGUUGCCUACUGAACGGAAAAAUCUACCUUGUCGGGGGCUACAACUUGUACCGGAGAAAGGUCACGAGCAUCGUCCAGGUGUACAAUACAGAGACUGAUGAGUGGGAGAGAGAUUUACAUUUUCCCGAAUCCUUAGCUGGGAUUGCUUGUACACCAGUCGUACUUCCGCAGACACAGAAUAUCUGACCUAAUGGCUGUGAAAAUCUGCGUUAUUCAGGCUCCCAAAAUUCAAGACAAGGACCGUAAAUAGUAAGCAUGGGAUGAAUGAGUUCAAUUUGAUCACGACAAGGAACUUCACGGCACAAUAGAGUUUGAUGCUGCGUUCGUACAUCAUUACUGGACAUCGCCGCAUGUGUUACUUCCUUUUGUUGGAGUUCACGUUUUGAUCGUUUCAGAUUUGAUUUGGGGCAAAUUGAUAUGGCAAUUAAACUCCAAUCAGUCAUAAGUAACGGUUAAAUUAUUUAUUGACAAGUUUAUCUUUUUUUUUAACCAUUGACUCAAGUAAUGGCAUUUCAAAAGGUACUUUUUGGGUUUGGAUCUAUUGGUUAUCCACUGUUUUAAGUCUUGAUCCAGUAUGCUUUCCUUUGCUUUUUGGAGGGGCAGGCGUGAUUGCCUUGAGUCAGAUCAGGUGUAGAGCAGUGAUGCACUGUAUUUCGACUGAAAACCACCAAUUCCUUUACUUUUUGCAUUUUCUUUCUCACUGUCCUCGUGUAGUGUUUACUGUACUAAGGUCAGA